This is a messenger RNA of Striga hermonthica, 717 nucleotides long. The record is from the annotation of a GenBank genome assembly. Lineage: Eukaryota; Viridiplantae; Streptophyta; Magnoliopsida; Lamiales; Orobanchaceae.
AUGGAUCUGCUUCAUCAUGAACACUUGAAGAAUUCAUCCCAUGGAUUUCCCGACUGGGUGCUCAACAAAGAGUCGUCGUUUCCUUCUUCAGGCCAGAUAUCAACUGUUGAUGACCACGAUAGUCGAAACGGUUGUGAUAUGUCGGAUGCCGCCUUGAGAUUUAUCGACCAGAUUCUCAUGGAAGAGGACACGGACGAUGGGACCCACACUCUCCAAGAGUCGUCACAUUUUCAGGAGACCGAGAGAUCCUUCUACGAUGUGCUCAGAAAAAAAUACCCCCCUUCACCGCAGCAAGAGUCGUCCCAGCUUUAUGCCGAUCAUCACUAUAGUUGGACGAGCGGAACACUAAUUGAUGUUGUCCGCGAAAGCCGGUUCAAAACUCCCACGGAUCACAUUGUUCCGUCCAACUCCUCCAUUAGCCCGUCGAGUGGCUUGUAUAGCGUCGUAAAGCAUAAAAGAUCUAUUGGCAGGAGUGAAGUGGUUAAGGAUUUUAAAGAAGGGGUCGCGCGCGUGGCUAAUUCUGUCCCGAGAAAAGGUAAAAUAUUGCACAUUAUCGAAGUCACGAUUCAAAAUCCUCCGGAAGGUGAAAAUAAAGUGGUAAAACCGGGCGAAGAUCGAGCAAGAACCACCAAGAAUCCCCCAGUUUUUACGGAGUCCGACAUCCCCUUAGAAGAAUUCGACAAGCUCUUGCUCUCUACACUCGAUGACCGUGAGUGA